UCUAACUCCUCCCACGCUUCAUUCCUAGCUACCUCACUAGCUACGUGAACAAUCCACAGCUUAGCAUCAAUGGCGUCCCUGGCUGCCUCCUCGGUCCUCUUUCUCGUCCUCGCCGCCUUCGCGGCUGGCGCCAGCGCGGCCACCUUCACCGUCACCAACAACUGUGGCUCCACGGUGUGGCCGGCGGCCACCCCUGUCGGCGGGGGCCUGCAGCUCAACCCUGGCCAGACGUGGACCUUCAACGUGCCCGCUGGCACCAGCUCGGGCAGGGUCUGGGGCCGCACGGGGUGCUCCUUCAACGGCGGCAGAGGGAGAUGCCAGACCGGCGACUGCGCGGGCGCGCUCUCCUGCACCCUCUCCGGGCAGCCCCCGAUGACGCUGGCCGAGUUCACCAUCGGCGGCGGCGGCAAACAGGACUUCUACGACAUCUCGGUGAUCGACGGCUACAACCUGGCCAUGGCCUUCUCCUGCAGCACCGGCGUCGGCCUGGUGUGCAGGGACUCCAGAUGCCCACAGGCGUACCUCUAUCCGAGCGAUAAUACGAAGACCCAUGCGUGCAACGGCAACAGCAACUACCAGGUGACCUUCUGCCCAUGAUGAGAGGCAGUACGUGGUCGAACGAAUAAACUCGAUGAAUAAGACGAUGUCGUGAAAAGCCGUCCAUAUAUGCGUGCAUGCAUGUGGACGCAUAUGUACCCUUCAAAAUUUGAAUGAUCACCGAUCUUUCUCAAAUAAAUAAAUAAUAUUUUUCAGACAAA
Messenger RNA from Phragmites australis (common reed), 758 nucleotides. RefSeq names its product thaumatin-like protein. The coding region runs from base 70 to 597 and encodes 175 amino acids. The transcript has a single exon. Gene Ontology annotation, biological process: defense response. The record is from RefSeq and is a predicted model, not a curated record. Gene Ontology annotation, cellular component: extracellular region. NCBI's taxonomy places the organism in Eukaryota, Viridiplantae, Streptophyta, Magnoliopsida, Poales, Poaceae.